Molecule: messenger RNA, 911 nt
Organism: Trametes versicolor FP-101664 SS1
Lineage: Eukaryota; Fungi; Basidiomycota; Agaricomycetes; Polyporales; Polyporaceae
Product: SGNH hydrolase
Exons: 5
Coding region: 55-837 (260 amino acids)
Biological process (GO): lipid metabolic process
Molecular function (GO): lipase activity
Source: RefSeq, a predicted model, not a curated record
GUCGACUACCAGAGACCAUUGCGCCGCUGACCCACAUUCGGCGCGAUCUAUACAAUGGCGGCCCAUGUGCAAGACGCGAUCAUGCUGCUUGGGGACUCGCUCACGCAGGGCGGGUUCGACUUGAACGGCUUCGCUGCCAAGCUCGCUCAUGUGUAUAACAGGAGAAUGGAUGUGCUGAACCGCGGGUUCAGCGGGUACAACACCGAGUGGGCAUUGCCUGUCUUCGAGCAGUGCUUCGCGACGAAGGAAGAGCAGAAGUACGCGCCCAAAGUGCGCCUGCUUGUCAUCUGGUUCGGCGCGAACGACGCCGCGCCUCCGCCGAAAGCGCAAUACGUCCCGCUCGACCGCUUCCGCGCGAAUCUCCGCACGAUGCUCUGGACGGUGCGCGCGCCCGAGUCCGCGUGGUACUCGCCGGACACGCGCGUCGUGCUCAUGACGCCGCCCCCAGUGAGCACCGGGCAGCGCGGGCGCGCGCAGCGGGCGAAGGAGCCCCCACGCGAGAAUGACAGGGAGUUCGAAACGACGCGGAGGUAUGCGGAGGCCGUGAGCGAGGUCGGGAAGGCGGAGGGUGUGCCGGUGGUGGACCUUUGGGGGAGGCUGUAUGAGGCGGCGGGGCGGGAUGAGGUGGGGCUGGAGGGGUUCUUGACGGACGGGCUGCAUUUGAACGAGAAGGGGUAUGCGAUUGUGUUCGAGGAGCUGGUCAAGGCGAUCAAGGAGAACUAUCCAGAGUACCACUACGACAACUUGAAGAGCGUGUUCCCCUACUUCGACGUCAUCGCAGAGAACCAAGAGAACUGCCGGGAGUUGACUCAGAAGAGAAGCGCGUUCUCAAGCUGAUGAAAGACGGGUCGUCGCUGCAGGCAGGACAGCAUAGAAAACGCAAGUGCAAACGGUGUAUUGAUACAAAUCAU